Molecule: messenger RNA, 2032 nt
Organism: Durio zibethinus
Lineage: Eukaryota; Viridiplantae; Streptophyta; Magnoliopsida; Malvales; Malvaceae
Product: 3-hydroxy-3-methylglutaryl-coenzyme A reductase 1-like
Biological process (GO): isoprenoid biosynthetic process; coenzyme A metabolic process; sterol biosynthetic process
Cellular component (GO): endoplasmic reticulum membrane; peroxisomal membrane
Molecular function (GO): hydroxymethylglutaryl-CoA reductase (NADPH) activity; protein binding
Source: RefSeq, a predicted model, not a curated record
AUGGAGGCCUGUCGGCGAUCAUCUACUAAACCCGUUCAAUCUCUCAAGCCAGCAAAAACGAUUCCCUUAGAGGAAGAUCCUACCAAAGCCUCCGACGCAUUACCUCUUCCUUUGUAUAUAACCAAUGCGGUGUUCUUCACGCUCUUCUUCUCUGUGGUUUAUUUUCUUCUUUCCCGUUGGCGAGAGAAGAUCCGAACUUCCACUCCUCUCCAUGUCGUCACCUUUUCCGAGAUCGUCGCGAUUCUCGCUUUUGUCGCCUCCUUUAUUUAUCUUGUGGGAUUUUUCGGGAUUGACUUUGUUCAGUCUUUGAUUUUCCGACCAUCGACUGACGUUUGGAAUUCCGAGGACGAUGAUGAGGAAAAUGAAGUUUUGCUUCGUAAAGAAGAUGGCCGUAAAGUCCCUUGCGGCCAAGCUCUUGAUUGCUCGCUUCCUCCUCUGCCACCUCCGGCACCGAUUGUAACUACCCAGAAAGUGUUCAAUGAAAAGCCUGCGACAGUUACAACCGAGGAAGACGAAAAAAUAAUUAAAUCUGUAGUGGCUGGAACAACCCCUUCAUAUUCUUUGGAAUCCAAAUUAGGUGAUUGCAAGAGAGCGGCUGCGGUCAGGCGUGAGGCGUUGCAGAGGUUAACUGGGAAGUCAUUAUCAGGAUUGCCUUUGGAUGGAUUUGAUUACGAGUCGAUUUUGGGGCAGUGUUGUGAGAUGCCGAUUGGGUACGUGCAGAUUCCCGUGGGAAUUGCCGGGCCUUUGUUGCUUAAUGGAGGAGAGUACUCGGUUCCUAUGGCAACCACGGAGGGGUGCUUGGUGGCUAGCACUAAUAGGGGAUGUAAAGCUAUUCAUUUGUCUGGUGGAGCUACAUGCGUUCUAUUGAAAGAUGGAAUGACUAGAGCUCCUGUUGUAAGGUUCGGUGCCGCGAAAAGGGCAGCUGAACUGAAGUUGUAUUUGGAGGAUCCUGACAAUUUCGAGACUUUGGCUGUUAUUUUUAACAGAUCUAGUAGAUUUGCUCGACUUCAAGGUAUCAAAUGUGCCAUUGCUGGGAAGAAUCUAUAUUUGAGAUUCACUUGCAGUACUGGUGAUGCUAUGGGGAUGAACAUGGUUUCCAAGGGAGUCCAAAACGUUUUGGAUUUCCUUCAAACUGAUUUCCCUGACAUGGAUGUUAUUGGCAUCUCUGGAAAUUUCUGUUCCGACAAAAAGCCAGCUGCAGUAAAUUGGAUUGAAGGACGAGGCAAAUCUGUUGUCUGCGAGGCCAUCAUUAAGGGUGAUGUGGUGAGGAAAGUCUUGAAAACUAGUGUUGAAUCUCUAGUGGAGCUUAACAUGCUUAAGAACCUUACUGGUUCUGCUAUGGCUGGAGCUCUGGGUGGAUUUAAUGCCCAUGCCAGUAACAUUGUGGCUGCAGUCUAUAUAGCUACUGGCCAAGAUCCGGCUCAAACUGUCGAGAGUUCUCAUUGCAUCACAAUGAUGGAAGCUGUUAAUGAUGGCAAGGACCUUCACAUCUCUGUUACAAUGCCGUCCAUCGAGGUUGGCACUGUUGGUGGUGGAACUCAGCUUGCAUCUCAGUCAGCCUGUUUGAACCUGCUUGGGGUCAAGGGUGCUAGCAAAGAGUCACCUGGAGCAAACUCUAGAAUGCUUGCAACCGUUGUAGCUGGUGCUGUCCUUGCUGGGGAGCUGUCACUCAUGUCCGCACUUGCAGCAGGCCAAUUAGUCCGGAGCCAUAUGAAAUACAAUAGGUCCAGCAGGGAUGUUUCCAAGGCUUCUUCAUAGAAAACUCGUAAUGAGAUAUUGCUAAGGCUUUUCCAAGCCUGAAAUUAGUAUGAAGUUGCAGAUCCCAUGGUAUAAACCAAUCGAAGCAAGGACACAUCAUCUCUUUGUAAUAAGCUAAGGAGAUAUCAUCUCUUUGUAAUUUUCUUUAUUUAUAUUUUGUAUUUUGUAUUUUGUCUUUUCUUUCUUAUUUUUUAUUUAUAUUUAGGAAAAGAAAAAAAAACGAAGCCAUGUAAUCUGAGAAUUGUGUAAAAUGACAUAAUUGUUAAUUACUAUU